Messenger RNA from Oldenlandia corymbosa var. corymbosa, 3244 nucleotides. The record is from the annotation of a GenBank genome assembly. Lineage: Eukaryota; Viridiplantae; Streptophyta; Magnoliopsida; Gentianales; Rubiaceae.
UUUCUUUCUCAAAAUAAUUUAACAAAACUAGGAAGAGAUGUGCGAUUCGCCAAAGUUGACAAGGGUUUCAAGCGAAAUGGAUGAAGACCUUCAGCGCCCAGGUUUUAUGAAAAUAAUCAGGGGUGGUUUCAAUUUCGAGAAAGUGAAACUCCCGCCAACGUUUUGGAAGAGCAAGAGCAAGACACUUUCGUCCGACGGUAUCAUCAUCUUGAAAGGACAUUUUGGUGGUUCCUGGCCAGUUCAACUAUCUCGAUCAAGCUGCGGGAUAUUUCUCGCCGAAGGGUGGAAGAAGUUUUAUGACGAUCACGGCUUAGUGCAAUACGAUUUGAUUUUGUUCAAGAGUGCCGGAGAUUCGACGCUCGAUGUGCAAAUCUUCGGCGAGAAUGGGAUUGAGAAGACAAAGAAACCUCUUCGUGUUGAAGAAGAUCCGGUUGUGAAGAGGAAGAGGGGUAGACCGCGUAAAAAUAAAGAUGCUACUAAUCCCCCACAACAACCUGUUUCAGGACUUGAAAACCCUCAAGCUGAAGUACCUGCUGUGAAGAAGAAAAGAGGACUUAAAAACCCUCAAGCACAAGUUCCUGCAAAGAAGGAAAAGAAAGGUACACCUUUUGAAAACAAAGACACUUCUGAUCCUAAUUCUAUUGCCAACAACAACAUCAAUUCCUCAGCAGAUCUUGCACGAACGCUUGCAGGACUUGAAAACCCUCAAGUAAAAGUUCCUGUUGUGAUGAAGAAGAGAGGCAGACCCUUUAAAAACAAAGGCGUUUCUAAUCCUACUUCUAUUGUCGAUGCCAAUACUAAUUCUUCAACAGAUCUUGCACCACAUGUUGCAAAACUUGCAAACUCUCAAGCUACGGUUCAUGUUGUGAAGAAGAAGAGAGGUGUAUGCUUUAAAAACGAAGAUACUGCUAAUCUUAUUUCCAAUGUUCAUCGCGAUGCGAAUUUUUUAGAAGAUUCUGCACCACCUCUUGCAGAAAGAGGCCUUAGUAAUAAUCAACAGGCCAUGGCUACCCCUUCAAAUACUGAUGCCAUGCUCUCCCUCAGGCUUGAUGACCUGAAAGGCCGAAACAAGCCGAAAAUUGAAAAGAAAAAAGUGACGAAACACGGAAGGAAGAAGGAAGAUGUGAGUCAUCAUAAGAUUUUCGCAUUCAACGAAUGCGAACAAAAAAAUAUAGUUGAAAUUUUCAUUCCGGUGGAAGAGGCGGAGCAGGAAAGAGGCAUUUUUCAUAUUGAAGGUUGGAUGGUUGGACUGAACGGGAGCAAGACAGAGGCAACCCAUUUAGUUUGCACAGAUGAGCACGGCAGAAGGGGGCAAGCGCCCAUAAGAGACGACGAGUCAAUGUCAUGGAUUUACCGAGGUGCCCAUUUGCGUCCAGCAUUGUACGUAGAGGUUGCAGAUGAACCUGUUCAAGAUGUUGGGGAAGGAACUAGUGGUGAAGAUGACGUACAUGGGAACAGUAACGAGGAGUAUGUGCCGUCCGAUGAGUCUGAUGAUGAUUACAGUGACCAUGACGCAUCUUCAGUAGUAAUUUCUAUUUUUGACGACAUCAGUGACAUGGACAAGUCUGAACUGGAUGAGGAUUCUAACGGGAUCACAAUGUGGGAUGGUAAUUGGCAGACGGUUAGACAUGGUGUACAUUUUGCUAACAAGAAAGAGACUAACAAGUUGUUUCAGGAAAACAUAGAUGAAAUUGACAAAUGCCAUUCACCCCUCCCGACGAAUCCCAUGAAACGGUAUGAGGAUUACUGUAUACAUCAAAUGGGUCACGAGGUUACCAGAUUCAGCAAGAGGAAUCAGAAGUACCAAGUGGUCACGUACUCACCACCUGAUCGGCCAUGGAAGGGUGGAAAUAUCCAUGAGGUAAACUACGCCGCCAGGAUGUGCACAUGUAACAAGUGGCAGACAUACAGGUUUCCUUGCUCCCAUGCGCUUGCUAUUGCCAGGUAUCUACGUCAUGAUCCAUUACCCCUUUUUGAUUCAUUUUAUAGUAGGGAACAAUGGGCUAUUCAGUUUUCUGGAGAAUUCAACCCAGUCCUUCAACCAUGGCCACAAGCGACGUGGCAUCUGAGGCCUAAUGAUACAUUACUCGUACACCAUGCUGGCCCAGGUCGGAAGCGUGUGAAUCGAAAGAAAGGACUUAUGGAUUAUACGAAAAAAUCUGGUAACAAGAGAGUUCAAGUUUGUUGUCGAUGUCAUCAAGAAGGCCAUAAUGCCAGUGCAUGCGUAGUUGAGAAAGUUUGCGCGCGAUGUGGAGGAUUUGAUCAUGAUACCUUCAACUGUGCAUUCUCACAUCCAUCUUCAGACAGGACUCCUUUGAAUCAUUCUUACGAUCGAUAUGGAAUGCAUGGUAGGUGGGAGAAUCGACACAACACCCUUGCAGGUCUUCAGACGGAUAUGACUCUUGAACCCCAGGCAGCACCGGAAUAUCUAGUGUGGUAUCAAAAUCACACUGUCACUUUGGUCACCAAUCCAUCAGACUAUCGUCAGCCCCAGGGUUUUCAGGAAUCUGCUGAGUCACUACAUAUAAUGGCCAAUUUAGUGCAAAACAUGCGGCAUAUUACUCUAGAUGGGCUACAACGUAAUCCAGCUGAUUCUUGGAAUCACAAUGCCUUCCUACAGCUCCACGAUUUGACACAGCAGGCAAUGACUGUCAGCAAGACAUCUGUUUGGGCUGAUUGUGAGAACCCAAACCAAGAUUUUGUUCCAGCUGACCCAACCCAGGAGUAUAUCCCACCUAGGCCUCCCAGGACUGACCGAGGCGGCUUCAGGUUAGGGAGUGGGAGAAUGAGAAAACCUGUGGCCACCCAGGAUACUGGCGGGCAAUCUUCUACCCCGCAUGUGUCUCCUUACCGUCGAGCAUCGCCACACCACCAUCCCUCUCCUCCUUUUGAGCAAAUGCAUUUUGAUUCAGAUUUUAUUAAUCCAGAUCCUAAUGCUGGGGGUUUCUUUGAGACUAGUUACGAGGGUGGUCAUCAUAGUCAGCAUCUAGCUGGUGACGAUAUCCAUAAUGAUCAGGAAGAUGAUCAAGAUCAUGAGGAUAUUGGGGAUCAGGAGCAUGAUGAUGAUGCUGAUGAUGCUGAGCAUUCCUCUCAUGAUCAUGAUGAGGGCGCUGAUCAGGGACAGGGCCCCAGUGAUGGUACCAUGCCUUUUACACCGAUUGCUUUGGGUAAGGAACAGCGGAACAUAAAGAAGAAGAAAAAGUGCUGCAUGACAGAUUCUCAGGAGAAAAAGCGCAAGAUGUAG